Naegleria lovaniensis is the source of this 1734-nucleotide messenger RNA. RefSeq lists its product as uncharacterized. The coding region runs from base 1 to 1734 and encodes 577 amino acids. The record is from RefSeq and is a predicted model, not a curated record. Lineage: Eukaryota; Heterolobosea; Eutetramitea; Acrasida; Naegleriidae. The transcript has a single exon.
AUGUUGUCUGGUGCUCAUUUUGCUGUUCGGGAAAUAUUCGAUCGCAUUGCCAAGGAACGACGAGACACAAGAAUUUCACACCAUCAUGAUCGACCUGAAAGAAGUACUUUCAAUCAUGAACAAGCGAGUGAUAGAGAAAAUAUUUCCAAUAUUGAAUCUCAUGAUGCAUCAUUAUCACUGUUAUUAGAGACUAACGAAACAACACCUCCGAUAGUAUCCAAGAAAAGAAAGAAAUUAUCAUCUUCAUCUCUCGUGCUUGCUCAUUAUGAUGAGUAUAAAAGACUCAAUAGACACAUGAUUCAAAAAGUAUUACUUGAAAAUUUGAAAUUUAAAAAUCAAGUGAUUUAUAAGCCUUUAUUGGAAUCUCUUGAUCAAUUAAUGAAUUAUUUAAAUUAUCAUUUAAAUGAUGAGCAUAUUAAAUAUAAGAAUAUUACUAAUGUCAUUGAAGAAAUGAAAAAACAAUGUAUUGAAGACUAUCAAUCCAUCGUGAGCAAUCGUUACGGAAAUGUUUAUGCAAUCUCAAGCAUGAUUGAAAAUAUCGAGUCUUUGGAAUGUCAAUCAGAUUUACAAGUUUACCAAAAGAUGAAAUUGUCAUGUGCUUCAAUGUCUUGUUCAUCACACGACGACGUUCCUUCACUGGAAGAAUUUCGAAUGGAUUCUAUUUUACAAGUAUUAGAAUAUCAUCAAUGUAUUUUUAAUGAACCAAUUAUUCUCUAUAACGAUUCACAAUUAUACAAGUAUUUAAACCUAUCGAUUCAUUAUGGAAAUUUAUAUGAAAAUGUAAAAUAUAUUCAACAACCUUCUGCACUGAAUGAGUCAUUCACAUCUCAAAGUGUCACUCGUUCUGUAACCAAUAUACAACACAAAAUUAUUCAUUUCAUAUUGUGUCGGCACUGUAAAACUAUUUACAACAAGUUUCAAAAAUACAAAUCUCUAAAAAUUCAAAUUCUCUAUUCCUAUAUCUCAAAUUUACAAAACAAGUAUUCCAAACAUUUGCACAUGAAAAGAUCAUUCAAUGUCUCUAUGAAGUCCUAUAUUCAAUACUUGAUGGAUUGUACCACACAUUUCAUAAAAUAUGGACAUUUGAAAACAUUGAGUCAAAAGUUUCAAAAAGUCAUCCCCAAGUUCAUCCAACAUGUAUUAACACGGAAUACUCUUAAUUUUAAACAAUGUCAUGACAAGAUAUCAUGUCCCAUUCAUUAUGAGUUAUUGAUUCGAAAUAUUUCAUCGCAAUCAUACCAUCCAGAAUAUUCCUCUGUUGGUGUUGAGAGGAAUUUGCAAAUAUUCCUAACAACCCUUGUUUCUCCCAUGCAAAUUCACAAGUAUAUUGAAACUAAUUCCAUGUUCUAUAUCACCAAUGACAUGAACACUUUCUUUGAAACGUAUGCUUGGACAGAACUUGAAUCUCGUGGUGAAAUUCAAAUUUCCAAGCUCUAUGAAUACUUGACGUACAAAUAUGGAUAUUACAACAACGAUUGGAUCCUGGACAAGUAUCAUGAAAUGAUUCACGAUCAAUUGAAUCCAUACAUUCAAAAUAGAAUACACAACACCAUACUCUCCACGCAAAUGAACCUAUUCAAACGUGAGUUUCCCUAUUUACCCUUACUAUUCCGUGGAGCAUUUCCCACAUUCACGAUCAAUGAAAUUUCAGUGAAUGAUCCAAACUGCAAGGAGCUCUUAGAAAUUCUGAGACAAUACAUUCUACAAAGAACCAUUCUUGCUGGUGUUGAAUGA